CCACCGACGUCCCGCCCGCUCUGCUCGUCCCAUGUUCUCAGAUGGCCGUCUGUUGAAGCCGCUGGCGGUGAAUGCUGAGCAGGCUGGCGAGGUCAGGCUCCGCCUCAUUGUCCUGUGAUUGGCUACUGGACCAGACCGAGGUCAAUGGAGCCAAUGCCCAACAAGCAGGAUAGCAACUCGUCUGAGGGGGACGAGAAAGGGCAGUGUUCGGUGAAGAGCAUGUCUGCUCUUAGCAUCUCUGUUCCAGGGUACAUCCCCAGCUACCUGGAGAAGGACGAGCCGUGUGUGGUGUGUGGGGACAAGGCCACGGGCUACCACUACCGCUGCAUCACCUGUGAGGGCUGCAAGGGAUUCUUCCGCAGAACCAUCCAGAAGAACCUCCACCCGUCCUACUCCUGUAAAUACGAAGGCUGCUGCAUCAUCGACAAGAUCACCCGCAACCAGUGUCAGCUGUGCCGCUUCAAGAAGUGCAUCUCUGUGGGCAUGGCCAUGGACCUGGUGCUGGACGAGACGAAGCGAGUGGCCAAACGGCGCCUCAUUGAGUCCAACAGAGAGAAGAGGAAGAAGGAGGAAAUCGUCCGGACUCUGAAGACCAGGCCGGAGCCCGACACGGCAGAGUGGGAGUUGAUCCGGUUGGCGACGGAGGCUCACCGGAACACCAACGCCCAGGGAUCCAGCUGGAAACAGAAACGCAAAUUCAUGCCUGAUGAUAUCGGCCAGGGUCCGAUGGCGCCCACCUCCGACGGAGACAAAGUGGACCUGGAAGCCUUCAGCGAGUUCACGAAGAUCAUGACGCCUGCCAUCACGCGCGUGGUCGACUUUGCCAAGAAGCUGCCGAUGUUCUCGGAGCUGCCGUGUGAAGACCAGAUCAUCCUCCUGAAGGGCUGCUGCAUGGAGAUCAUGUCGCUGCGCGCCGCCGUACGCUACGACCCAGACAGCGAGACGCUGACGCUGAGCGGCGAGAUGGCGGUUAAACGUGAGCAGCUGAAGAACGGCGGGCUGGGAGUGGUGUCGGACGCCAUCUUUGAUUUGGGCAAGAGUCUGGCUCAGUUUAAUCUGGAUGACACGGAGGUGGCGCUGUUGCAGGCGGUGCUUCUCAUGAGCUCAGACCGCUGCGGGCUGACCAGCGUGGAGAAGAUCGAGCAGUGCCAGGAAGCCUACCUGCUGGCCUUCGAGCACUACAUCAACUACCGCAAGCACAACAUCCGACACUUCUGGCCCAAACUCCUGAUGAAGGUGACCGACCUGCGCAUGAUCGGGGCGUGUCACGCCAGCCGCUUCCUCCACAUGAAGGUGGAGUGUCCCAGUGAACUGUUUCCCCCGCCCUUCCUUGAGGGCUUCGAGCACCAGCAGGCGUGAACACCCACCAAACCACCACACACACACACACACAGGAAGAGGAGGCGUGGUUCAAAAGGAGAACGAAAAAAACUGGAUUUUUCUUCAGUGAGUCCUCCACUGUGGUUUUUUUAUAAAUCUACAAACUCACCUCCUGCCACCAGCAAAACCUAAACAGGGAAACCAGGAAAACCAGGAAACAGGAAACAGGAAACAGGAAACAGGAAACACUGACCACCAGUCUGGAUCUGCUGCGUCUCUGAGAGAAAGUCAAAACAAAGUUCCAAAAAAUCCAAACGUAGUGCCAUAAAAGUUCAGAACAUCUUUAUGCAACACAGUGGUUCACACACACACACACACACACACACUUUUUACCUCAUAUUUUUUUAAUGUUUUUUGUAUUUUUUUAUUUUAGGAACUGUUUCUCAGUCACACACACACA
Messenger RNA from Cynoglossus semilaevis (tongue sole), 1780 nucleotides. RefSeq names its product thyroid hormone receptor alpha. Gene Ontology annotation, cellular component: RNA polymerase II transcription regulator complex. Gene Ontology annotation, molecular function: zinc ion binding; RNA polymerase II cis-regulatory region sequence-specific DNA binding; nuclear receptor activity. Gene Ontology annotation, biological process: cell differentiation; negative regulation of transcription by RNA polymerase II; retinoic acid receptor signaling pathway. The record is from RefSeq and is marked provisional. Lineage: Eukaryota; Metazoa; Chordata; Actinopteri; Pleuronectiformes; Cynoglossidae.